Larimichthys crocea (large yellow croaker) is the source of this 7753-nucleotide messenger RNA. RefSeq names its product MAM domain-containing glycosylphosphatidylinositol anchor protein 2. Lineage: Eukaryota; Metazoa; Chordata; Actinopteri; Sciaenidae. Gene Ontology annotation, cellular component: axon; plasma membrane; neuronal cell body. The transcript is spliced from 21 exons. Gene Ontology annotation, molecular function: axon guidance receptor activity; protein binding. The record is from RefSeq and is a predicted model, not a curated record. Bases 1653 to 4523 code for a protein of 956 amino acids. Gene Ontology annotation, biological process: synapse organization; homophilic cell-cell adhesion.
GCCAGGUGUAGCUCAUAUUCGCAAAUUUAGAAGAAUGUACGAGCAGCAAACACAUUUUACGUGUGGAGAAGAAGGUGUGAAGUGAGCUUUGAAAGGAGAAACAAACUGUAGACAGUUAACUAACCCACAUGACAUUAGCUUUAAGUUAACUCCACAAAGCUAAAAGUUAUGGGGCAUGGAUGUACUCACCACUUCACCUCCAUGGAUGGAAGGAGAGAAGACUUCAUAUUUACUGCAUCAUGCUGAGCAGAAUGGAGGGCGCCGGGCUCCUCGGCAACCCUGCCAGGCCUCUGACAGUUCGUGCUGGCUGCCCUCCCAACCUGCCCUUCCAACGGGACGCCAGCUGGCCUGCUGCUGCCGCCUCCACUCCUCCACUGCCACCAUCAUCACCAGGGAGGUUGGCUGAGCGAAGACGGGGCGUAGAAGGGGGGGAGAGAGAGAGAAGAUGGGAGCUGCCAGCCUGCACCAUGCUCACCCGCUCACUGAGAUGUUAAAUCUGUUGUCGGCCUCUCUGUCUCUUGUCGCCGCCUCGCUGAUUUGUAUGCAGACGGGAAGGAGAAGACAGAGUGACGGGGAAAAGCUGAGCGCAGACUUAUCCCCAGCAGACAGAUGGAGGAGUUAAAGUCUAAGCUUCCCCGGUGGUCUCCUGCUCCAGUCCAUAUUGGAUGGGUGAUGCAAAGCAUCCAGCAGCUGCGCCUCUCAUGCCUUUCCUGACGCUGAGCGAAGCCUCCCAUACAGAUGAGCGCUGGAAGCCACGCACCUCUUGACGUAGCCACAGACCGGUUGCGGUUGCCACUCGGUCUCCGUAGCACGUAUUGCGCAACGUGACUGAUGCUCAACUGGCUCCACCGGCGGGCACAUCCGGCUCCCACCGUCGCGUGAAUUCAUUAGAAAAGUGGUCUCAUAACGCCGAGGCAACAGCAGGCAUCACCGAGGAGCUGUAGAGAGAAAACCAUCCGCCCCGCUCCUCACCGGACCGGACCCUCCCCGCGUCAUUGCCACCGGGAUGAGAUGAGACGAGCGCGCGGCGUUGAGGUGCAGUCGUGAUGCGACUGUGUGAGCGCACGAGCUUUCACAACGGCAGCUUGGCGACUUUGGUGGAAAAAAAAAAAAAAAAAACAGUUUUUGACUGUAGAGGUAAUGGCUCCGUCUGACAGCAUGCAGCCAAGGCAGCAUCCGCGGAGCCACAGCUGGAUUUGAGGAGCUAUGUCCGCGAGUACCGAGCCUCCGUCCGCCUGUAGUCGACAGCAUCAGUCGGUUUGGUGCCUCGGGGGUCUUCGCUAAAGUCCAGGGAGAGAGAUCCUGUGUUAGCUGAGCGCACCUACCUGGAGUCGAGAAGAGGUUGCUGUUUUUAUUAUAAGGCCGGGCUUUCUGCAGCCCACUCCCCCGCGCCCUUCCCAGCUUUUUCCCCCCGCAUCCUCCGCGCGGCGCAGAGCGCUCCGCGUCUCCACUACAUGGCAUUGGACAUCAAAACCAUCACCAUCUGAGUGCGUCCUGCGGGCGUAAAUACCUUUACAGCGAAAUACUGAGACUGAAUUAAUCGACGCGUGGAUCGGAGCUGUGCUGUCUUAUAUCUAUGCACCUCACUUACACCGCCCCGGAAAGGACUUCUUGCCAUUGAGAGCUGGAUAUGCAGAGAUUAACGUGAAAGGAUGGAUCUAAUUAUCUGUGUUUUGGGGCUGCUGGCGCUGAUCGUGGAGGGCAUCCGUUGCCAAGGAGUGUACGCCCCUCCAACUGUCCGCAUUAUACACUCAGGGCAUGCCUGCAAUGUUGAGGAGGAGAGGCACACGGAGAGAGUCUACACCAUCAGAGAGGGAGAGACCCUGGAGCUCACCUGUUUGGUGACGGGGCAUCCUCGACCACAGAUCCGAUGGACCAAGACAGCUGGCAGCGUGUCAGACCGCUUCCAGGACUCCAGUGUGUUCAACGAGACGUUGCACAUCGCGAAGAUCCUGAGGACCCAGGGAGGUCGCUACUACUGCAAGGCUGAGAAUGGCCUUGGAUCCCCUGCCAUCAAGUCCAUCAGAGUGGACGUCUACUACCUUGAUGACCCGGUGGUGACAGUACACCAGAGUAUAGGAGAAGCUAAGGAGCAGUUCUACUAUGAGAGGACUGUGUUCCUGCGCUGCGUUGCCAAUUCCAACCCGCCCGUCCGCUACAGCUGGCAUCGCGGGAGAGAGGUCCUGACGCAGGGCUCGGACAAGGGAGUGGAGAUCUACGAGCCGUUUUUCACUCAGCAGGGGGAAACGAAGAUUUUGAAGCUGAAGAACCUGCGUCCCCAGGACUAUGCCAACUACAGCUGCAUCGCCUCUGUCAGAAAUGUGUGUGGGAUCCCUGACCGGAGUGUUAUCUUCAGACUCACUAAUAAGACAGCCUCCCCGUCCAUCAAGCUGCUUGUGGAGGAUCCUAUUGUAGUGAAUCCUGGCCAGACAGUAUCUUUGGUGUGCAUCACCACAGGUGGAGAGCCGCCCCCGACUCUCACAUGGGUCAGCAGUAAUGAUAGCCUGCCACAAAGAAGCGUGGUGAAGGGGGGCACGCUCACACUUCCAGCCAUCACCUCAGACGAGGCGGGGAUCUACAGCUGCGUGGCCAGCAACAACGUUGGAAACCCGGCCAAGAAGUCCACAACCAUUGUGGUGCGAGCUUUGAAAAAGGGCCGAUUCUGGAUCACUCCUGACCCCUACCACAAUGACGACAACAUCCAGAUUGGACGUGAAGUCAAGAUAUCUUGUCAGGUGGAGGCGACCCCGCCCGAAGAGCUGACGUUCAGCUGGUUGAAAAAUGGCCGUGCCCUGCGCAGCUCAGAGCGUAUGGUCAUCACCCAGACGGACCCUGACAUAUCUCCCGGGACCACCAACCUGGACAUCAUAGACCUCAAAUUCACUGACUUUGGCACGUACACCUGCGUGGCCGCGCUGAAGGGAGGCGGCAUCCCUGAGAUCAGCAUUGACGUCAACAUCUCAUCCACAACUGUUCCCCCCAACCUGACAGUCCCCCGGGGCAAGUCCCCCCUGGUGGCCCGCGAGGGUGACACAGUGGAGCUGGAGUGCCUUGUUUCAGGGAAGCCCAAGCCGAUCAUCCUGUGGUCGCGAGCCGAUAAAGAGGCACCCAUGCCGGAUGGCAGCAUGCAAAUGGAGAGCUACGAUGGUGUGCUGCGUAUUGUUAAUGUGUCCAGGGAGAUGACGGGCUCAUACCGCUGCCAGACCAGCCAGUAUAAUGGUUUCAACGUAAAGCCCCGGGAAGCUGUGGUGGAGCUGAUCGUACAAUAUCCUCCUACGGUGGAGCCGGUUUACAUGGAGUUGCGUCAGGGACUAGGAAGGCCUGUAGUGAUGACCUGCAGGGUGCUGCGAGCCCACCCUUCCCGCGUGCUGCGAUUUGAAUGGCUUCUAUCAAACCGGCUGCUCCAUGCUGGAGCCUUCGACGCCCAAAAAGAUGAGACGGAAUACACCAUCCGUAGCCUGAAUCGAGACGGCUGGGGGGAAUACACCUGUAAUGUCAUUAACGAGGCUGGAGCAGGCAAAUGCACCUUCCAGGUUACAGGCAAAGCCUACCCUCCAGAGUUCUACUAUGAUACCUACAGCCCUCUGUGGCAGAACAGACCUAGAGUCUUCGACUUCAAGCUCCAGUGGACCCAGAUGAACCCCAACGCUGUGGACCGCAUUGUCGCCUACAGACUUGGCUUCAGACAGAUGGGUUUGCAGCGCUGGUGGGAGCAGGAGAUCCCUGUGGACCGAACAAUCAACAAAGGAGAGCUCAUGACACAUAACCUGACUGAUCUCGUAAAGCCUGAAUCUUACGAGGUGCGCCUGACCCCCAUCACUCGUUUCGGAGAGGGUGACUCCACCAUCCGGAUUGUCACUUACAGCGCUCCCAUCAACCCUCACCUGAGAGAGUUCCACUGCAGCUUUGAGGAGGAGCCCAUCUGCAUGUUCACCCAGGACAAGAAUGAUGAUUUUGAUUGGACACGGCACAGUGCCGCUACCCGCGAUACAAAGUAUACACCCAACACCGGGCCCGCUGGCGACCGCAGUGGUUCCAAGCAGGGUUUCUACAUGUACAUUGAGACCUCAAGACCACGAAAGGAAGGGGACCAAGCACGGCUUGUAAGUCCGUUUUUCAACGUAGCACCUAAAAACCCUUACGGUAUCACCAACCCACCUGCCUACUGCUUCGGCUUCUACUACCACAUGUAUGGAAAGCACAUAGGAACAUUAAACGCCCUCCUAAAGCAGAAGGGCCAAACGACCUCCGAGGGCCCUGUGUGGUCGCUAAGUGGUAACCAAGGUGACCGCUGGAAGCAGGCCAAAGUAAGCAUCCAUCCAACAGCAUCUUUCCAGGUGGUACUCGAAGGUAUCCGGGGACCAGGCAUUGAGGGAGACAUCGCCAUCGAUGAUGUCAUGCUGGAGGAAGGGGAAUGUCGAGACCCGCCGCCCAAUCUCAGCUCCAAGGCUCUGUCCGCAUCCUCCCAUAUAUGGCUGCUAUGCAUCACCUUGGUGAUGACCCUCCUGGAAGGUCAGAGGUGACCCUUCUCUCAGUCAUCUCAGAGGCGAAUAUUCAGACCCUCCGUCUGUGAACUAUACCCUCGGCAUCCAAUCACCAAAGAUUCAUGCAUCCUGAAAGCAGCAGGGGACCCCUGACAGACCACGGAGGGACCGAAAUUCAUGAAAGAGAGAAAAAAAAUAGUGAUUAAAAAAGUUACACAAAAGCUAAUAAAGAACAUGCGCUAAUUUUUUAAAGAGACCUCUUUUACAGUAAACUCCCCUCGGUGCAGGACUUGGGACAUCUUUACGAGCACAAAGACAGGUGGGCAGUGAAUAAGCCUGGACUUUGGCAAAAGAGUUCGCAAGCGUCGAGGGAGGGCAGUUUGUAAAGCACAAGAACAAUUUUAUGAAGUUAUGAAAAUAUCUUUGAAAGGCGGCGGAAUAUAGACACUGCUGACUUUUUUGAAGAGGAAAUAACAUUUCCCUGCUUACAAAUACAUGGAAUCAGACCUUUCUCUGUGUAUCUUUAUCUUCAUCUUCUUACACCAGACGCCAAUCACCGACACUUGUUUUUCACUCUAGCCCAGCCUCACGUCACACCUUGGCAUUUCUUUAUCUGCUUGGUGCUGUACCGUAGAGAAACAAGGACUCUGGCAACAUUUAGUUCUGUCUGCUUACUCCCCUGUAGCUGCCUAUGUAUCUUUUUAACACUGUGCUCACGAGUCCAAGUGGCCAACCGAAGGUAUGGUGGCAGAACAAAAAAACAACAACAACAAAAAAAAAAUGCAGAAGAAUCAGCGGAAUAGUAGACAGCUGGACUGAAGGACAGAAAGGAGUUCAAGCUUAGGAGCUGAAAUGAAAGGGGGAGGUGAAGAGGCAGCAGGGAGGAGGUAUGUUUGAGGUGGAGGAGGAGAAAUGGAGGGAGAGGAGGAACAAACAGAGAGAAGAGAAAGGUCCGAUUAGUGAGGCCUGACUCGAAUAUUCAGUCAGCGGUCCGCCUGUGGAACAGAAGCCACUUUACUUUCUGCCAUGAAACAAAGUGCCUUCAGAUUACAAACCGAAUCGUGAGCCUGGGUGUUAAUCAACAUCGGACACAUCUCUGUUCAUGUUUCCUCUGAUGGGCUAUUUUCUACAUGUUUCUUUUGCCCCACAAGUGCUGAUUGGAGGGCAUGCGUGUUCAGAGGGAGUAUGGAGUUGUGCUACACCCGAAUUUAACUCCAGAUGGGGAAAGUUUGUCUGUGUGUUUGUGUGCGUGCGUGUGUGUUUGUGUGCUUGUGUGUGUGCAUGCGCCUUUGCCUAUGCCCACGCGUAGUUCAGUGUGAGGGCAGCUGACGAGGCAGCAGUGCUGGCAGACCAGGUUUGGAAACAGUUUGGAUAAAAACAGCAGCAACAGUGAAAGUGAGGCUCUGGAUCUUUUUUUUUUUUUUUUUUGACAGUUUAAGAUCAUACAGGAGGAUGCAGACACUUCGUCGAAUGAAUACCCCACUCUCUCUUCCCAUGAUUCUCCUUCCCUGGGGGCGAGCGUUUUUUUUUAACAAAAGAAAAAGAACAACUGCUGAAUAAAACAUUGCGUUGUACAGGGAGGAGAGUAGGAACUUUGGGACUGCUGGCUCUUCAUUUGGGUGAUACGCCUCACCCCAAUCCUCCACCAUUUAUAUGGAACAAUAUGAGAAUAAAAGAUAAUAAUGACCAUAAUAAUAGUCAUGAUAUUUUAUUACUCUAGCGAGAAUGUUUCUCUGCUUUUACACAAACUGUGAAGAUUGACUGUGGAAGAUCUACCUGAGACCAUAACCUUAACCAGCGGGGUUUUUAAAAAAUGUAUUGUAAAAAAGAGAAAAUAAGAAAAUGAAAAAUUCCGUUCAUUGUUGGUUAUGACAAAAUGUUUUGAGGACUUGUGUCUUGUUUCUUAUUUUUUCUGUUGAAGAUGACUUAACUUCCUUUCUCUUCUUGUUGUCUCCCUUUGCAUUGCUUAAGUAUCAAAGCUGAUGGAAGCAUAAGAAGUAAACCAAUUUGGUAACUGUAUAACUUGUAAAUGUUAAAGAAGCUCUAUUCAAAGGUUUAUGAUAAAUGUUUUAUGUUGGAGUACAGGAAGCACAACAUACAGUUUAAGGUCUCAACCUAUAAAAUCCAUUUUAUAUUUCUCUGCACAUAUGUGACCUACUCCCACUGGCUUUUCAACACUGAAACAAGUCCACAUUUAACCGCAAAUUGAUCAUUUUUUACUCGUGACAUUCAUAUUUAUAGUGCAACCAGAACACUAGAGGAAACCCACUGAGGAGUAUAAAUGAAAUCUUCAUGAAUGGAGACUGGGUAAAAGGCUCAGUGUGUGUGUUGUGGUUGUUCAGCAUAUGUAGCCUCUUCAGUGGAAGCCUAAGAUGGUCUGAGUGGGUCAUGUACAUGUGUGAACAUAAAGCUGUGUACAGUAGGUGUGAUAAGAAACUGAUACAUGUAAAGAAGAUAAAUAUGUUAAGCAAAACAGAGCAGAAUGAUGAGCAUUUCAGGGCAUCCUCACAAUAUCAUUAUCGUUUGUAUGAUGUUGUUACAGAGACAUAAUCACAGCUAUUACCUGCUAUCCAUUUCUGUUGGGUUUUUCUCUUUCAUUUAUGUGUUUUUAUUUUCAUAAGGCCCAGAUCAUAAUGAAUGUAAAUUCAGUUCUUGGGGGGGAGGGGAUUCUUUUCGUACAGUCUUACUAGAUGUAAUGUUUUACUAAAACAUAUGUUCUUUGUGUGCUUUUGAUGAUGAGAACUUUCAGACUUUCAUAGGUUGUUUUGGACACAUCAAGAACAUAAAGUUUGUCUGACUUUGUCACAGACUUUGACACAAUUUCCAAAAAAUAUAAGCUCAGAUAAAAUAUCCAUUAGCUAGUCGCUAUAUCCUCUUGUGGUAUAGUUGGUAAUGAAAAGUGCCAAAGUGCCCUGUGCAGUCAUCACUGUUAUAAGUACGGAUAUGAGUUCCUUAAAAUAUUUUGGUAAUUGUUCCUUUUAGACCCCGAGCACCUGGUCAAUCAUGAAGGGAAUACAAAAUCCUCAUGUAAUAGUAACUCCACCUCGAAGUACGUGAAUGAUUCAAAAUUACAGCAGGAUUUAAAUUAAAGGACACCUUUGCUAUCAUUAUGGUGUUGAGGUCAAAGAUUUUAAAGGAAUAGAUUUUACAUUUUGGGCUUUCUUGCUGAAAGCUUGUUGGUUUUAGCAUAAAGAUUGAAAACGGGGAACAAAUAGCCUGCCGAUGUCUGACGGUAACAAAAUCCACCUAGCAGUACGUGUAAAGCUCAU